AUGGCUUCUAGUCCAGAACUCAUUGAGUCAGUUCUUGGGGAUCGAGAUGUUCUCUUUUUCGGGGUAAGCGGUGAUGAUUUAUGUCUCAUUGGGCCAACAGAUCCUCAGUUGUUGGUGUUGGGUGUUUUCGUGAUGGAGUUGGACUACUCGAAAUGGAACUUUAAAUAUAAUCUCGACCUUUCUCCUCUGACAAAUUUGUAUCCCUCAAUGGUAGAUAUUGAGGAAACAGAUGAUGGUGAUCUUCUAUUCACAUUCUCCGUGUUUAGUUGCGUUGCCAACAAGAAGAAUAGUAAACCCGAGUUGCUGAUAUCGAUCCCAAGUAAAAUCAUUUCCUGUGAUCUGCAGGAAAUGAUUGUCAAAGAGAUUGCUGAAGUUGAUGCGGAGGAAACUUAUGAUGAUAGUUAUUGGUGGAGUUUGUCCAGAUUUCGAUGGUGGCAAGCUUUUGAACAUGUUGAGACUUUUGCUUCUGUUUGA
Messenger RNA from Oldenlandia corymbosa var. corymbosa, 474 nucleotides. The record is from the annotation of a GenBank genome assembly. Lineage: Eukaryota; Viridiplantae; Streptophyta; Magnoliopsida; Gentianales; Rubiaceae.